This is a messenger RNA of Mustela lutreola (European mink), 1914 nucleotides long. RefSeq names its product protein NipSnap homolog 3A. The transcript is spliced from 6 exons. Gene Ontology annotation, cellular component: mitochondrion. Bases 466 to 1158 code for a protein of 230 amino acids. The record is from RefSeq and is a predicted model, not a curated record. NCBI's taxonomy places the organism in Eukaryota, Metazoa, Chordata, Mammalia, Carnivora, Mustelidae.
GGAGCAAGCGGCGCGCAGUUGGGGGAUGGUCCGGUGGCCAGUGUCGCCUCCCGGCCAAUUCGCGACUAACCGCGAACAGGGUUUUUCCGGCCUAGGUGCCAGGCGGCCCUGAGGACACCCCUGAAGCUCAGGCUGCUGCGUUUGCUGCUUUGGGACCAGUGCCUGGUGCUUUGCUUGCUGGUCGAAACUUCCCUACUGAUUUUGUCGUUUGUCGUUUGACAAGCCACCGCCCCCUCCAGACAGAAGGUAGAAGCAAACUAGGCCAACCAUACCAGGGGCAAAAGAACCGCCCCGCCCCCCUCGCAGUUUAAACAAAACUUCCGAGCGUUUUGCAGAGAACCUUGAAGAGGAGGGCCAAGGUGCCGGUGGUGGAACGUCCAGCCCACUGCCUCUUGCGGGGGUGUCUUAGCCCGACGGGGCCAGGAACCUCGUAGCAAACAUGAUGAUGACCUCACUUAACCGUAGAUGAGGAACGUGUGCUCAUCCUUUGCUACAGGCCCCAGGCAAUACGAUGGAACAGUCUAUGAAUUUCGUACCUAUUAUCUUAAGCCCUCAAAGAUGAAUGAGUUCCUGGAAAAUACUAAGAAAAACAUUCAUCUUCGGACAGCUCAUUCUGAAUUGGUUGGAUACUGGAGUGUAGAAUUUGGAGGCAGAAUGAAUAAAGUGUUUCAUAUUUGGAAGUAUGAUAAUUUUGCUCAUCGGACUCAAGUUCGGAAAGCAUUGGCCAAAGAUAAGGAAUGGCAAGAACAAUAUCUCAUUCCCAAUUUGGCUCUUAUUGAUAUACAAGAGAGUGAGAUUACUUAUCUGGUGCCAUGGUGCAAACUAGAAAAACCUCCAAAAGAAGGGAUCUAUGAACUAGCUACUUUUCAGAUGAAACCUGGUGGGCCAGCUCUAUGGGGUGACUCAUUUAAAAGGGCAGUUCAUGCUCACAUCAACCGAGGCUACACAAAACUAGUUGGAGUGUUCCAUGCAGAAUAUGGAGUGCUCAACAGAGUUCACGUUCUUUGGUGGAACGAGAGUGCAGACAGUCGUGCAGCUGGGCGACAUCAGUCUCAUGAGGAUCCCAGGGUUGUGGCAGCUGUUCGGGAAAGCGUUAACUUCCUUGAGUCUCAGCAGAAUAUGCUUCUGAUUCCUAUGUCAUUUUCGCCACUGAAAUAGUUUUCCAUUGAAAUACAAAGCAUUUCACUAACUGUUAUAGAUGUGCCUGCUAUGGUGCUUAAAUUCUCCCAAGAGAUUCACAUUUUUAUUUGAAGGAGAUGGUAAGUUAAUUUGCUAUGUCCUUGCAUUUUUAAAAUCUGCCUCUGCCCAUUGUCACUACCAUGAGGAAAUAGUUCUGUUCAUUUUCCCUUUGGCAUUUUAGUAUCUGUCAUACAUUAAAAAUUCUUGUCAUUCCUACAAGAUCUUGAUUUUUCAUUAUUUCAGAGUAUCUCUUGUACUCUGUUUUGACAACCCUCUGCUUUUAUAGAAUUUCCUUAUGUUGAAGUGACUAUGUCACAUUUCCAUGCCUAUAAUAAUAUUUUUUAACUAUAUACAUUGGCAACCUUCUCAUGUCUAUUUUUCUGAAAUUUUAAAAGUUUUUGUCCAGUAAAAUUUAUUUUGUAAUACUGAAUGGGAUUCAUAAAAAUAUUAAACAUGUUUAUUAUGGAAAAGUACAGUAUCAUCUGUAUCAUCUCUAUUAAUUCUGGUUUUUACAUUAAUAAUUACUUAUGUGGAAAAUAAUGUUAUUAGAUCCUCAUAUUAAAAACUGUUGAAGACUCCUUGGUUUAUAUGCUGAAAUAUCUUCAUUUACAAUUUAUUUUACUAUUACUUCACUUUGGAUUACUAUUUAACAAAGGUACCUAGAACAAUCUAUCUGUGAUAAUGAGAUAUUUAUGGUUAUGAAAAUGUUUGCCCUAAUAAAAGCCUUCAAAUACA